Molecule: messenger RNA, 2253 nt
Organism: Penicillium taxi
Lineage: Eukaryota; Fungi; Ascomycota; Eurotiomycetes; Eurotiales; Aspergillaceae
Exons: 2
Coding region: 1-2253 (750 amino acids)
Source: RefSeq, a predicted model, not a curated record
AUGUCUUUCGGUAGACAUGCCUACCGGCAUGCUGUUAAGUCACCAACUGCUUUAACCCUCGAUCAUCUGUGGAUAAGUGAUGACUUACUCGCCGCGACCUUCCGUCGCUUCGCCAAUGGCCAGCGACGCCAUGGUAGCUGCGUCCCUGGCCCUUUAGAGGCUCGAAGGCGUCUUGCAAGACGGAGGAAUACAGAUCUGGCCGGUAUUGGAGGUGCUUCGGCUGAGGACAUCGCGUGUUUGUUUGGUCGCAAUGGGAAAGAGCAUAUGAAAUGGACCGACCACUCGUGGCAGAGAACACAUCUCGGUCAAGAUGAUAAUCUUGGUACAUUUGAAGUUCCUCUGUCCUUUUACGAUCACAAUCCCGACUCCAUCAACUCGCAUAUGUUCAGAAACUCCCCACUGACAGUACACGAGUCGAUGCAUCCAACUAAGGACGAAGCAUUCGACCAAUUUCUGCAAAGUGAGGACUGGAAAUUAGACGAUGCUAGAGAUCAUGCUCGUCAGUUAGGAAUUGAUCUCCAACGCGAGCCUGCAUAUAGCCGGCAGAUAUUCAAGUCAUUACUUUCACGCUCCGCGGCAAACCCUACGCAAGUUAUCCGAUUCCUGGAUGACCCAUUUUUGAAUACACGGGGCUCUGGAAAUUAUUUUGCUGCCGUCGAGUGGCUCGUUCAAACAAAAACAAAACGUUCAUACCGAAUUGCCGUACUCAAUGCGGUUAAUCGCGCACUGGAAUUGGGACUGGUGUCAAUGGAUGAAAUUUGCCUGAUUGUGAAAACACUACCAAAUAUCAUCAUUGAGAGAAAAAAGACGCUGGGGACGUGGGAUCAACGUUCAUUAUUGAAACAUUAUCGCGCUCUAUGGAAAGCUAUUGGCACUUGCAAAAUUCUCGGUUAUCGCGACUUGGACAAAGCAUUUGUGGAUAACUGGCUUGAGCAGCUUCUCAGCAUACGCAGUUUUCGCUUUGCUGCAGAAAUUAUCAUUGAGACGCAUGGUGCAAAAUCUGACAGCCAAUGGCCCUCAGCCUUGAUUUUGACAUGGCUGGAAAAUACGGAUGCGUCUGCUACAGAUAUCACUCUUCCAUGCCCCAGCAUGCUCUUGAACGAGCUCAACGCAGAUUGUGCCGCCAAUUGUAUCAUUGAUGUUACCGAGCGGCUGGUCUUUUCUCAUGAAGGGACAGAAGGCCGGAACCAACUUCUUGAGCUGUGGCGAGAUUGUUUAUUGAAGGUGACAAAUCCCUCCAUUGGAGCUGCUCAAGUGUGGUCAUAUACAUCCAUUCCCUCUCUCGAAUCUUCACGACAAACUACCAACUCCAUGAGUCAGUUAACACAAGACUUGAUAAUAUUGCGCAUAUGGUGCCUGCGCUCUCUAUGUCGAGCCUCAGGCCCUAUGUACAACCAGAGCCCUAGGACAACUGAUCGUCCAAUUCUGUCCCUUCUCAACCUCUACGAAGAAACAACCCAGAAGAAGAAUGGGUCCUUUCUCGCAGAUUUCAUGUGUGGAAUUCACAAUCUAGAUCUUCCAUAUAAUCAUCUUCUUCUGCUGGCGGUUGACCUCAAGCUGAAGAAACUAAUCACAAAAACAACCCGCAAAACCCUCGAGCGACUUGAAACCGCACAGACAUCCCUGGAGGAUGUCUGGGCAAACCCAUCAAACUAUAAAGGGAUCCGAGUCUUGUUCACUGGAAGCUACGAGCAAAUGCUCCGCCGCAUAGACCUGACGAGCCCUGCAGCCGCAGAGAACCUUCUCCACCUCGCUAGAACCGGCGACUCAGAAAGUGUCUGGUCGCUCAUUAGACUCCUCCGCAACCAUACACCAAUGAAAAUAUGCCUACACAAAGCCUGGGUGCCCAUUCCCCACCCUGACGAAAAGGUCCUCGUACGCUACCACGCUGGACCCCGGACUAGCGAAUGCCCGGAUCCUCACGAUGCCGUCGAAUUGAUUCAUCAACUGGCAGUUGCUUUCUCCUGCUGCGAGCAAUUGACGCCUUCCAGAUCUUACCACCUCAUCCACUGGCUCUAUGACUAUCUAAGGAGACAUGGUGGCCCUGUGCACCCAUCUUUGGUCAGGGCUAUGUAUCAUGCUGGAGUUGUACGGUAUCGUCGUCAGGGACGUCGUGUGCCCGUUGCUCAGUAUGAGUAUAUCUUAUGGAUUGUUGGGAAGUUUGAAGGGCCUGAUGUCGUUGAGGAUCUUACGGCUGCGCCGCAGAUUGCGGGUGGUCGAACUGAUAAUCGGCCCCGGAACUGUGAGGUCUAG